Molecule: messenger RNA, 414 nt
Organism: Rhipicephalus microplus (southern cattle tick)
Lineage: Eukaryota; Metazoa; Arthropoda; Arachnida; Ixodida; Ixodidae
Product: ditrans,polycis-undecaprenyl-diphosphate synthase ((2E,6E)-farnesyl-diphosphate specific)-like
Biological process (GO): polyprenol biosynthetic process
Cellular component (GO): endoplasmic reticulum; dehydrodolichyl diphosphate synthase complex
Molecular function (GO): ditrans,polycis-polyprenyl diphosphate synthase [(2E,6E)-farnesyl diphosphate specific] activity
Source: RefSeq, a predicted model, not a curated record
AUGGGAAUGCAGUCCUGCGCUUGCGGUGACCUCGAGCGGCUACCCGAGGAACUACGCGCUAGUCUGGCUCGCUCUGAGAUCGCCACAUCGAGAAUACGUGAGAAGAGCCUCAAAACACAAAUGUCGUGCGCCGCCUACAAUACCACGUACCAGAUGUCCCGGAUGGCUCAGCACUUGGCCACGGCCGUUAAAGAGGGACUCAUGUACACCGAGGACCUGACUGCCGCGUUCCUGGACGAGUACGUUUCUCUGACCGAGUGUCCGCCGGCCGAGCUGCUUCUGCGCUCGGCGGGAGACCAGCGCUUCAGCGACUUCGAGGUACUGCAGUGCAACUACGCCCACUUCCACCUGGGUUCCAAGAAGUGGCCCGCCGUGGGCUUCGGCGACUGGUUGCGAGCCAUGAUCGAGUUCUAG